This is a messenger RNA of Puccinia graminis f. sp. tritici CRL 75-36-700-3, 1080 nucleotides long. RefSeq lists its product as uncharacterized. The transcript has a single exon. Lineage: Eukaryota; Fungi; Basidiomycota; Pucciniomycetes; Pucciniales; Pucciniaceae. The coding region runs from base 1 to 1080 and encodes 359 amino acids. The record is from RefSeq and is a predicted model, not a curated record.
AUGGCCAACGCAUUAAACGAUCGUCAGAAUGGAUGCCAAAAUGAAUCGAUCGACAAGAUCAUUUGGUCAUCGAAACGUUUCAUUCCCCUGGAGCUAUACCCACACAUGUUGGGUGAUAACCCUGGCCGACCCCCAACUCCCGAUGAAAUCGAAUAUGCUAAAAAAGCAGCCGAAAGAUUCAAGUACUUCAGCCAUGGAAAGGUCGUUAUACAUGAUAAGGAUGACGAUUCAAAGGUUAUAGCUCUAAUCGAGUUUACUCGCUGGGAUCAACUAACUGGAGCGGGACUCGAGGAUUUAGGUCAAGUCACACGAUUCCUCUAUGCUGCAAAGCAGUUUGUCAACGCUGUAGACUCCGAAACACGUUCAUGGGGAGGAAAGAUGUUUGCCAUUGGUUGGCGGAAGGCAAUGGUUGCCUUUCAAUUGUUAGGACUUUAUCGAAACAAAGAAGCUAUCGCCAAAUCACCAAGCACCUACGAUGCCCUCAUGCGCAAGUCCUGCAAAAUAUCUAAUAUUCUAGGUCGCCUCUUCAGACGUCUUGCAAAUGUGGCAUUCGCGAACAACCAAGAACUGAUGAACGACUAUUCAAUCCCAUCGAUAGGCCAUCUUGCCUUCAAUAUGCCAAUUAAAGAUGAUGACUGCUCACCAAACUUAACGUUCACAACUGAUCGAUUCUUCAAUGCACCUCAUCGGGACGAAGAAGAUCUGUCCGAUUUUGCAUUUGGCUUAUUUGUUCCCGUUAACAAAAACGAUUGGUCACCUUCCAACUCAAAUGGUCCCCCGGAAUUAGACGGGGGUCAAUUUGUCUUUCCCGAUUAUCGCUGUGGGAUAGACUUUUCACAACAUGACGGUUUCGUUAAAGUUGUUUGGCGUGCGAAGGAGGUUAGGCAUUGUACUCUACACUCUAUCAACAAUCCAGCCCAAGAUCAGCUUGGAAUGUCGCUUCAGAUCAACAAGAAGAUCACAACGGCCUCGCGGGAUACUCAAAAUGGCACAAUAUUUGAAAGGAAGGCAUUCAAGGAUAAGCCCCGGGAUGCAUGUUACAUUGGCGAUCAUCAAACUUAUGUAAAUGGCAUACACUAG